CUUGUUUAUAUUGAGGUAGAAAACAGAGAAUAAAACUGAUUAAGCUUACAAAUAAAAAGGCAUAUAAAACAGAUUCAGAAACUUAUUGACAGCUACAUCACAGAAUUUUGAAGAGAAGACAAGAGAGAAAGAAUUUAACAUAGAGCCGAUUUUACAGACGGCCACAAACAACCAUCUUUCAGCCGGCUAUCACAAUUCUGCCAGCACAAAUUUUUCUAACCCCAUUCCUUAGCCCAUCCCUUUAAAUUCUUCUUCACCCAAACACUAUACUAUAAUUCAUAAACAUUUUUUUUAUUUUUAUUUUUACCUUUCAAAUUAAUGCACCAUUAAUACUAUAUAUAAAUAUACAUCUUUGCUAGCUUGUUUCUUCAGUAUACACUUCUUUUUUUUUCCAAUGGCGAAAAAAUCGCAGAAGCAAAUAGAGAAAGACGACAAUGCAAGCAAUGAUAAUGAUAAUCUGAAUCCAAGUAACACUGUCACCACCAAAGCAAAACGGACGAGGAAAAGUGUCCCUAGAACUUCUCCACCUCAACGCAGCUCAAUAUACAGAGGAGUCACUAGGCACCGUUGGACAGGCCGAUAUGAAGCUCAUUUGUGGGACAAGAAUUGUUGGAAUGAGUCUCAGAACAAGAAAGGGAGACAAGUCUACCUUGGUGCUUAUGAUAAUGAGGAGACGGCAGCACAUGCUUAUGAUCUAGCAGCAUUGAAAUAUUGGGGUCAAGAUACCAUUAUUAAUUUUCCGCUAUCAAACUAUCAGAAAGAACUAAUUGAAAUGGAGAGUCAAUCAAGGGAGGAGUAUAUUGGAUCCUUAAGAAGGAAAAGCAGUGGUUUUUCACGGGGUGUAUCUAAAUACAGAGGUGUAGCAAGACAUCAUCAUAACGGAAGGUGGGAGGCACGGAUUGGCAAAGUUUUUGGCAAUAAGUAUCUUUAUCUCGGAACAUAUGCUACCCAAGAAGAAGCAGCUACAGCUUAUGACAUGGCAGCUAUUGAAUACCGUGGACUUAAUGCUGUUACCAAUUUCGACCUAAGCCGUUAUAUUAAGUGGCUUAAGCCCAACAAUAACAACAAUGACGACAAUAACAAGUCUAAUAUUAAUCUUUGUGACAUUAACUCUAACAGUAGUGCCAACGACUCAAACUCUAAUGAAGAAUUGGAAUUUAGCCUCGUGGACAAUGAAAUAUCACUCAAUAAUUCUAUUGACGAAGCCACAUUGGUUCAACCUCGACCAACUAGUGCCACGUCAGCCCUAGAGCUUUUGCUUCAAUCAUCUAAGUUUAAGGAAAUGGUGGAAAUGGCAUCAAUGACUUCCAAUGUGUCAACGACGUUGGAGUCUGAUCAAUUGUCACAAUGUGCAUUUCCUGAUGACAUUCAAACGUACUUUGAAUAUGAAAAUUUCAAUGAUACAAUGUUGGAAGACCUCAACUCCAUUAUGCCUACGUUUCAUUAUGACUUUGAGGGUGCUGAGGUUUUAUAGCUCAAUUCAAAAGAGAAUAUGGAAAUGUAUGUUUUAUUUAUUAUUUUUUUAAUUUUUUCAUCACGUUAUUUAUAUAAAGACCGAUACUCUUUAUAAUUUAGCUAAUUAGGAUUUAAACUUUUAGAGGAAAUAAGUUAUUAUUUUGACAAAAAUCAAAGUUGAACCAAUUGUAUUGAAUUUGACUGUAUCAUGAAUAUUAACCUUUACAAUAGCAAUAUA
Medicago truncatula (barrel medic) is the source of this 1693-nucleotide messenger RNA. RefSeq names its product AP2-like ethylene-responsive transcription factor At1g16060. The record is from RefSeq and is a predicted model, not a curated record. NCBI's taxonomy places the organism in Eukaryota, Viridiplantae, Streptophyta, Magnoliopsida, Fabales, Fabaceae. Gene Ontology annotation, biological process: regulation of DNA-templated transcription. The transcript is spliced from 8 exons. Bases 395 to 1474 code for a protein of 359 amino acids. Gene Ontology annotation, molecular function: DNA-binding transcription factor activity; DNA binding.